Messenger RNA from Phalacrocorax carbo (great cormorant), 2119 nucleotides. NCBI's taxonomy places the organism in Eukaryota, Metazoa, Chordata, Aves, Suliformes, Phalacrocoracidae. The record is from RefSeq and is a predicted model, not a curated record.
UUUUUUUUUUUUUUUGAGCCAGGGUAUAAAAUGAAAAUAAAUCUCAGCCGUGGACUUGUCUUCCUACCGGAACGAUGACUAGGAUCGUCCUCUUCCAAAUCCUCCUGCUAGUAGGUUUCCUAAGUGCAAAGAGGUUUCCACAUUUCCCUGAAUAUUGCCUUCAUGACAAAGACUACGAGGAACUGCUGAGAAUCGCCAAAAAUGGGCUGGAACCUGCAACUCACCCAGCAAACGUGGUCAUUGUCGGUGCAGGAAUAAGCGGGCUUACAGCAGCGAAGCUGCUCCGAGAUGCCGGCCACAAGGUUACCAUUCUGGAAACGAGCAAUCGGGUCGGUGGGCGGAUCAGGACGUACCGACCAGAGGGACAGGACUGGUAUGUGGAGCUGGGUCCCAUGCGCCUGCCAACCAAGCACAGGCUUGUCCGUGAAUUCAUUAGGCAGUUUGGCCUGAAGCUAAACCCAUUCAUCCAGACAAAUGACAAGACCUGGUACCUUGUGAACGGCAUUCGGACAAGGACUGAGGAAGUGAAUAGAAACCCCGACAUCCUAAACUACACAGUGAAACCAUCUGAGAGAGGCAAGAGUGCCGUCCAGCUUUAUAGAAGCACUCUACACAAGGCUUUCAAGGAGUUCCAGGCUACAGACUGCAAGAAAUAUCUAGCUAAAUAUGACUCCUUCUCCACCAAGGAGUAUUUGAUUAAAGUAGGAAAUCUAAGCCGAGGCGCAGUUCAGAUGAUUGGUGACUUGUUGAAUGAGGAUUCUGGAUUUUAUCUGUCCUUCCUUGCCUCACUGUGGGAUUUUGAUAUCUUCUCUAACGAGAGUUUUGAUGAAAUCACAGGGGGAUUUGACCUACUGCCCAAAGCCUUCCAUGACGCGUUGCCCAACGUCAUCCAUUUCAAUUGCACAGUAGAGAAAAUCAUGACCAAGGGAAACAAAGUCCACGUGUUUUACCGCGCUCCGGACACUCUGGCCCCAACUAUAGUAAAGGCAGAUUAUGUCCUUGUCACAUCCACUGCCAAAGCCACCAGGCACAUCCAAUUCCUGCCACCACUGUCUCGUCCAAAGACCCACGCCCUGCGCUCCAUCCACUAUGCAAGCGCCUCCAAAAUAGCCUUGGCUUGCUCUGAGAGGUUCUGGAAGAAGGAUGGCAUCCGAGGAGGACAGUCCAUCACCGACCGCCCUUCCCGGUUUAUCUACUACCCCAGCCACAACUUCUCCAGCGGGCUGGGCGUGAUCCUGGCUUCCUACACCUUGAACGACGAUGCUGAGUUUUUCCUGCCUCUCACAGAUGAGAAGUGCCUGGAUGUAGUCCUCGAAGACCUGUCAGCUAUCCACCAAGUGAGCAAGGAGUACCUGCAGUACACCUGCGACCAGUACGUGAUACAGAAGUGGCAGCUGGACAAACACUCCCUGGGGGCAUUUGCUGCCUUCACCCCUUACCAGUUCGUCGACUACUCGCAGGCUCUCUUCGAGCAAGAGGGUAGGGUGCAUUUUGCAGGAGAACACACAGCUCAGCCUCAUGCCUGGAUCGAUACUGCCAUGAAAUCAGCCAUCAGGGCUGCGAGCAACAUCCACCACGACAGCGGCGAAGCCGAGAUGCUGAACGAGGAGGAGCUGGAGCAGAUGAGGGGUUUCUUGCAGAAGGAAGAUCUCUGAGCCGGGCUCCUGGGCUGGGCUUGCUGGAUGCCACCAGCACAGCCUGAAGGCACUUUGGCUGGUGUAAAGCUGUUUCUUUCCAAGCAAAGUCAACAGCAAGAUAUCAGUAGCUAAGGUGUUAAAGAAGAAACUCAAGGAGCACUUGACUGUCAUCAGACAAGACUAAUAGGUAACUAGUUAAACACUUGAGGAUGGGAGGGAGUACUUAAAAAGAAGUAAUGUCUAAGUAGGUUUCACGAUUCUUAAUAUUACCCUGGCUCAGAUACACUGCAGUAAAUUCUAAUUUAUUUAUGUACAAAGUACUUCAGGAAAUUACUAAGAUGGAAUAAAGGUGGCUAUUUCUCAGUUCUUUGUGCGUGAGGUGUUUUCAUCUCUCUGCGGAGAGAAGCGUCAUCACAUAUCGUCACUUCAGCCAUUUAGAAACUCAUCACCCAUCAGCUGAGUCUUCCUCCCCUUCCAGAGUC